UAACAAUCGAUCCCAUCUGUCAGUAUCGGAUUUGUUAUGGUGUUGCAAUCAUUAUGAAAAUGUACUUUCCAAAAUAUGCCACAAACUUAAAAAUUGCCAGUGAUUUUCCUUAAUAACAAGCGACAGAUUAGUGACUCGAUUACAUCCACAAGCGAACUGCACCUGAGGUCUACGGAGCCCGAGUGAUGUUUAGACAUUUACUUUACAUGUCCGGACUAAGCUCUAGCUGCAAUAGAGACUGUUCUGGACGGGGAGAGUGUUGGAAUGGCACCUGUAUGUGCAAUAUCAGGUUUACGGGGGAGCUCUGUGAUGACCCCAACUUACCUUACCACACUGGAAUUGGUGGAGUGUUUUUCUUUAUAGCUUUGGUAUGUGCUGUACAGCUGAUUAUGUGUUGCAUCUCAGAAUAUCAGAGAUUGAAGGCCCCCACAUUUUUCAAGGCAUGCAAAAUCACCACUCAAAAAAUGAUUUAUUUGGUUAUUUUCCUGGCCAGUUUGAUUCGAGGGGCCUAUUUUAUUUUCCCGGAAUCCUUUGAAUACGGGUGGUCAAGCAGUUUAUUAUCCUCCUACUACCCACUUCUAAUGUCAAGUGCAUCUUUAAUUGUUUGCUUUUGGGCGGAGGUUUUCCACUUGCAAGGAAUCCGUUACGAAAAACCCCAGUUCAUAUCAAAGUCAUUUCUGGGAUUCAUCACCUUCAACAUAAUCUCUUACGGAUUACUAUUCGCCGAAUUUAUCACCACUCAACUGGCUGAGCCUCCGGCAGGCGAUCCAGGAUUCUACAAUCACCUUUUUAACGGCUGUUAUGCGGUGCUGAUGUUCAUUGUGGUUAUUUUUUUUUUAAUUUACGGCGUCGAGGUGUAUUUUAAGGUGAGAGGCGGAUUUGUAUCGAAACCUCUUCAGAUUGCCAACACAGCGCAGGAAUCUGAACCGCUGAAGAACGUAAACGACUUGAGGCCUCAGAUUAAUGUGUCUCAACUGCAUCAAUCCAGAAUUGGAUUGCUCAGUCAAGCUCUGAUGCUCAUUGUGAUAGCCGGCUUCCUAUUCUCCGAAACCCUAAGUGAAUUCUGGAAAACUAAGGUGCCCAUCAACUCAAGAAAUCUGCACGAUGUCAUAUUUAGAGUAGUCGAAAUCGGUGUAGCUAUAUGGUUUCCGGCUGUAUUGUGGAAUUGCAUGCAUCCAUCAGAAUUAUGGAUUUUGAACCCGAGAAAGCUUUUGGCUAAGUUCGACCAGCAGAAAGGUCCGGAAACCGAACUAUCACAAGUCGAUGGGAAAUCAACGGCCGGAUGCGAAGAUGACGAAGCUUUCCUGGACAAGCGAGAAUGCUGGAUUUGUUAUGAUGGGGACAAAUGCGAGCCCCUUAUUCAGCCCUGUGACUGUACCGGUGACGUGUCUAGUGUGCAUCACGAAUGUCUUAGAAGAUGGUUGAUGGAAAGCAGCUCCGCCUCUAACGAGCCCCUUCGUUGCAAGGUGUGCAAUUGCGAGUACGAGAUUUGCGAAAACAGCGAACUGAAGUGGGACAAGGGCUUCACCCCGAAACACUGGGGAAGCACCGCGAUGAUCGUCACUUUUAUGUGUGUGACGGUGGCGUGCGCCUGGAUACUGAUCCAAUUGUACGACAAUUCAUACAUUAGGAUGGUGGCGGCUAGUGUCGCUUUGAUCAUUAUUUAUGUGUGCAUUAGAUUUUUAGGGCAAAACACACUGAGCGCCUACCAAAGGGCAAAAGUAGCCGCCCUUAGUAUCGGCAACCAUGUGACCACCAUAAGCGGCAACGUGGAUCCGAAAGACCCCAGUGAUGGCCACGUGGCCCCGGCUGCCGAAGCUAGUCUUUAAGUCCUUUUCCUUUUUUUAUCUUGGAGGAUCUCUUCGUAUUUAUUUCGUUGUAUAUAUUUUACAAUUUAUUAACUUGGAUAGUUAUAUUCUUUGUAUUUUUGUUUGCAUUUGAUGCAGCCGGGUAGUUUAAAAAACCCAUUUUUUUUAUUUAUCACAUAAAUAAGCUCAAAAAACUGUUCUCUUUAGGAUGCAAACGUGUUAAAAUUAUAGUGUCAAAGUACUAAUGUAAUAUUAGGGUAAACUAGCAUGUAGGUUUGAUUGUUAGUUAAUUAUUAGGUACAUCACCACAAUAUAUAUAGGGCAGAAAUUAGAAAAGGGCAAGUUGGGCUUCUUCUAAGGAUGUUUUUGAUAAUUGACCCCUUUUUCAAUAAUGUGAUAUUGUUUCUAGAAAGACUGCGCGCGGUAUAUUUUUGAUAUUUUCAAUGAAAUUUGAAAGUUAAUAUUUCAACCCUUUUAGGCGAAAUUUCAAGGUUUGAAUAUCAACCAGUUUCAACUAAAAGUUCUGAAGUAAUCAUCUUCUUGAUGAACUAAUGGAUUUGUAAUGAGUCUAAUGAUUCCAGUAUUAUGUUUUGUUUGUAAGUAAUCGAACGUUUAGUUGGUCGAAAUUUGUGCGGUUUCGCGAAAGAACACAUGGUUUAGCCAAAAUCUUGACGUACUUUAUACAUAUAAGAACUAUAAGAACCGCUUUGUAUAUAAUUAAGCUUUAAAAAUCAAUAAAAGACAAGUAAAUAUUA
Molecule: messenger RNA, 2563 nt
Organism: Anthonomus grandis grandis
Lineage: Eukaryota; Metazoa; Arthropoda; Insecta; Coleoptera; Curculionidae
Exons: 11
Coding region: 186-1829 (547 amino acids)
Molecular function (GO): zinc ion binding
Source: RefSeq, a predicted model, not a curated record